CUAUGGGCUGCAACUUCAUUGCUCAGCCUACCACCUAUCUGGGUCUCUGAUUUGGAAAAGGGACGAGAAGGUAGAAGAGAAAGAAAAAGAAAGAAAGAAAAAAAAGCAACCAAGGGGGGUGGCGCACCUAAUGCGCACAAAACCACCGUCUUCAUGAACGACGCAUAUGACUCUGAGGACGGCCAUGGUUCCCCCCGUCUACAGGCCCAGGAGGUCAACUAUAAGCUCGAGCCGGAUGAUCCGCCAUUCCUCCUCAAUGAGCGCCGCUUGUCCCCUGAGGGCAAUACCACUGGAAGCCCUACAGACAAGGGAACGCAUCCGAACGGUCUCCCCCCGGACCGACCUGAUAUUGCAGAGUAUGAGAAUGAGAAUCCACACAACAUAGGUUUGCUGCCAGAUGAUGACCCGGGCCCGUCGACAAAAUCGUUCUUGAAGUUCAAAGCAGAGCCUGCCGAGCCACCUGUGCAUCCAUCACAGCCGGUAUCACAACCGCCAUCGCACUCGCCUCAAGAAUUACCCCAGGCAGCUGCGAGUGCCCUUUCGUUGUUGAUUGCUAGAGAGUCCCCAGAAACUGAGACUAAAAAUCUGCCAACGGAUGGGCCCAAGCUCGAGCCGAGGUCGCCAAACCAACCUCAAAAACAGCAACCUCAUUUCAACUCGGAUUUCAAACGCCAUGUUGAGGCGUCAGAGAACCAUCAUUUGCAAAAGAGGUUCGAGCCUGGGCACCUGGACCAAGAGUUGCCCCCGAUUCUCAAGUCGCCUCCUCAGCCAGCAUCGGCACGUUCACCACACAACAAUCAUCAGAACUUGCCCUCACUACAGUCUGCCCUGGGUGAACUUUCCGGUAUCCCCCCUAAAGAACCACCAGGGCGGGUCAACGGUACUUCUCCAUAUUCAUUCCCAUCCGUUACAAGCUCCUCCCCAUCAUUACCACGAAAUGAAAUGGUCCGCGAACGUCCACUUCCUCCAGCAGCGCAAUACCCCACGCCCCAAAUACCCCUUAGUCCCUACUCUCAUCUGUCGCCUGCAAGCUCAAAAGACAUGUCAGCUGUGUCUUCCCCAGCAUCACAACCGCCUUAUCCCAGAAAGUCAGACAUAUCAUACGUUACCACGAGCUAUGAAAUUUCCCCGCAGUCAGCCCAAAGCCCAGCCACAAGUUAUCCGACACCAACUGAACAAUCAACGGUCGGGACUUGUGACCGAACGCCCUAUGGUUCAAAUACGCAGCCCAAUGGGAGCAUUCCUACGGGAAGUUAUAAAUGUCGCCAUCCAGGGUGUAAUGCUCUGCCUUUUCAGACUCAAUAUUUAUUAAAUUCCCAUGCAAAUGUGCACUCUCAGGAUCGUCCUCAUUUCUGCCCCGUCGAAGGCUGUCCUCGAGCUUUGGGCGGAAAGGGCUUCAAACGGAAAAAUGAAAUGAUUCGACAUGGCCUCGUCCAUAACUCUCCAGGAUAUGUAUGUCCGUUCUGUCCGGAUCAGCAACACAAAUACCCACGCCCAGACAAUCUUCAACGACAUGUUCGAGUCCAUCAUGUCGACAAGAGUAAAGACGAUCCAGAAUUACGACAAGUGCUCGCUCAAAGGCCCGAAGGCAGCACGCGGGGGAGGCGACGUCGAACAAAUACAUAACGUCGAAAUGACCUUGAAGAUGAUUUUCUCAGCACUGUCGGGAAUCACGCGGUCAUCUUCAUUGUAUACUGCACAUGCAUUUACGAAGUGUUUUUGUUGGUUGAUCCUUAUUAGUAUUAUUUUUUGCCUUGAUUUUUGUUUUCAUCCAUGAUACCAGUUGUCUAGAGUCAUGAUGAUUUAUUGUCAUUCGUUUUUCGUGUUGGCAUAU
This is a messenger RNA of Aspergillus wentii DTO 134E9, 1834 nucleotides long. RefSeq lists its product as uncharacterized. The transcript is spliced from 4 exons. Gene Ontology annotation, cellular component: nucleus. The record is from RefSeq and is a predicted model, not a curated record. Gene Ontology annotation, biological process: regulation of transcription by RNA polymerase II. Bases 154 to 1626 code for a protein of 490 amino acids. Lineage: Eukaryota; Fungi; Ascomycota; Eurotiomycetes; Eurotiales; Aspergillaceae.